Messenger RNA from Protopolystoma xenopodis, 672 nucleotides. The record is from the annotation of a GenBank genome assembly. NCBI's taxonomy places the organism in Eukaryota, Metazoa, Platyhelminthes, Monogenea, Polystomatidea, Polystomatidae.
AUGGGCGGAGGAGCUUCUAAAAGCGAGCAGAAUCUGAGAACAGCCGAGCUCAUCACAGUCCCCAAUGAGGUGGCCGUAGUGACUGAGGACGUCAACUGUCGCCAGGUGAACUUUCACAACCGAGAAAAGUACGACAAGUCGACUUCUGAAGCUGUCUCGAGCCUCGACGCCGCCUCGAGCCUCCUCAAUGAACGAUACCUGGCGCCGGAAAGUUUUAAGAACAGCCGAUCCCUGCCCGAUCUGUCGGUCGAUCUGCGAUCCUCAGAACGAUCGAGAUCGUUGCACUUGCACACCUCAACGACCGCUCGCCUCUCGAACACCCUCGAGAAAUGCCGGGCGCCUCUGCCGACGCAAUGUCUGCCCGAGGUGCGGGCAGACGCCUUCCUGACGCGAGGUCGUGACGGCUCCCUCCAUCUCGUCAACCGACAAACCAUCCGGCAGCCCAAGUACCCUCACGACCCGUCGUUCGGCGAGCUCCGCGUCGACGCUGACGCCGACGCAAACGUCGACGCCGACGUCAACGACGGUGACGACGGCACGAGGCCCACCGGCAAAGUUGACCUCGACGCCGAUACUAACGACGACGAUAGCGACGGCGACGCCAACGCCGACAUCGACGCAAACGUCAACGCCGACGACGGGGACGCCUACGCGAACGGUAACGCCGACGUC